ACUAUGAUUUUUAUUGCUAAACUGUAGGGUGCAAGCUGAUGCAUAUGGUCAAGCUGCAACCAAUCUGGUCACGGGUAAUACUCUUGAGCAGAUGAUUCAACAAAUAAUAGAUAUGGGCGGUGGUAGCUGGGACUGAGAGACAGUCAUGUGCGCACUUCGUGCAGCUUACAACAAUUUAGAGCGAGCUGUGGAAUAUUUAUAUUCUGGUAUUCCGGCGGCAACCGAAGUUGCUGUUCUAGUAGCUCGAGUUCCCUCAAAUCAGGCAUCAGGCCAAGGGGCCAAUGCCACAACAACUGAAGCUGAUUUAGGAGGGGUAGCUCCUCUCUCUAGAUUAUCCAAUUCGGCUCCAUUGAAUCUGUUUCUGCAGGUCAAGUUCUGCUUCCUGUUUGUUCUCAAUGAAUGCUUCAUCCAUUCACUUAUAUGAUUUUUGCUAGACCAUGUGCACCACCUGACAGCUCUACAUGCUGCUUCUUCUUUUUGGAUUUUAGUCUGAAUUUGGGUUUUUGUCUAAUUAGGUAGCAAUCAAAGGCCUCAAAUGUAUUUUUUAAUAACUUGUUAGUAGAGAAGCAAUUUGAUUUAGAUUUUUCUUUUCUCUUGGUGAUGGGAAGAACUUUCCUAAGCUGGAUUUGAAGAAUGUUGCUUGUUUGCGUGAAGUUAGUCUUUUUUUUUUUUUUUUCAAGGAACUAGGUUUUAGGCCUUCUCUUCAUGAUUGGAGGACAUUCCUUGUUGAUAUUACACAUUUUGAGGUUUUGAAUGUGGGAGUUGUUUCCUUU
Magnolia sinica is the source of this 773-nucleotide messenger RNA. RefSeq names its product ubiquitin receptor RAD23b-like. The transcript has 2 exons. The coding region runs from base 146 to 424 and encodes 92 amino acids. NCBI's taxonomy places the organism in Eukaryota, Viridiplantae, Streptophyta, Magnoliopsida, Magnoliales, Magnoliaceae. The record is from RefSeq and is a predicted model, not a curated record. Gene Ontology annotation, molecular function: protein binding.